AUGGCCUCGCGCGAAGGAAGCAAUCCAUUGCGUCCCUAUUACAUCCCUCCUCCUAUUGGGCUUUCUCCCACAGAGAGCGUCAACGCCUCAUCUACAGCACACAUUGUCUCGCAUGCGUCGUCGAGAACUACAAUAGGCGGCUCGGCAAGAGAUUUGCUGUCGGACUUGGAUUAUAGCGACUACCUAGAUGCAUCGCCGACAGUGUCGGAAUGGUUCAGGGAUUUGCUCGAUCGGGCAGUAUGGAAGUACUCGAGUGCUCUUUUAGCACAACCGUUCGACGUCGCGAAGACCUUGCUUCAGAUAUAUGUUGUACCGGGUGAAGAGGAGAAUCCAGAUUUAUACGAUACUCGAAGACGGCAGAGUCAACAUUUCCGAAAUGAUACUUCCGAUCAGGAUUCGCAAUCUUCAGACGACGAGAGCAGCUAUUUUACCACCACAGGUCCGACUACACCCUCGCCUUCGACUCCUCGAUCACGCAAAUCUCGUCCUCAAAUUACGGAUCGAGCCGGGUAUAUCCAGUCGCCUCCGACUUCGAAACACCGUCUGCAAAUCAAGAACCCCUCUUCAUUGAUGGAAGUCAUCUCACGCUUAUGGACAACAAGCGGACCAACAUCGGUCUGGAAAGCUACAAAUGCGACGUUUAUGUAUUCGCUUCUUCUACCUACGCUCAACACGUUUCUUCGAAGUCUUUUGUCCGCAAUCAUCGGAUUGCCGGAAAUUGGAGAGUCGUCGUCACUUACUGAAGAUAUUUUGACCGUAUCCUCUCCAACUGCUACAUUAAUUAUAACGUUUAUUGCAUCCGCACUUUCAUCGAUUAUCCUGGCCCCUCUCGACACCGCUCGUACAUUUCUUAUUGCAACUCCGCUUACACACGGUCCUCGAUCUCUGUUCCGAGCGUUGCGACUUCUUCCAACUUCGAAUUAUACAAUACCCGCCCAUCUCGUCCCAAUCACAGUCCUUCAUUCCAGUCUACCUAGUUUACUCUCUAUGAGCACGCCGUUAUUCUUGAAAAAUUAUUUUUCAAUUGAUCCCGUCCUCAACCCAUCCGCAUGGAGCCUAUUCAGUUUUGUUUCAAGUGGAUUAGAGCUUGCCGUGCGGUUCCCGUUGGAGACAGUCUUGCGCCGAGCUCAAAUUGCUACCUUCACAUCACCGGCUUUGCGUCAACGAGUCCAACCAACCGUCAAACCCUCACAAUCUUCAAAAGCCUUGGCUAAAACCGACGCUGAGAGCACCGAGAUUGAGACAAUCGUACCUGUACCCAAGACAUAUCGCGGAAUCAUCGGCACGAUGUGGAGCAUCGUAUACGAAGAAGGUGUAUCACCAGAUGCAGACGAGGACGUAUCAAGAAUAGUAGGCACGCAAGGCCGUCAACGACGGAAGAGACCCGGUCAAGGUAUUCAGGGUCUAUAUCGUGGUUGGAGAAUGGGCAUGUGGGGGUUGGCAGGUAUAUGGGGAGCAGGCUUCCUGGGAGCUGCCAUGGGAAACGGUGAAGAAAUUGUGACAUCCACGCCUGGCUUUGAGUAUCGCAAGGGAGGUGUCGCGCGGCCUUUUUAA
Talaromyces stipitatus ATCC 10500 is the source of this 1554-nucleotide messenger RNA. RefSeq names its product mitochondrial fusion protein (Ugo1), putative. The record is from RefSeq and is a predicted model, not a curated record. Lineage: Eukaryota; Fungi; Ascomycota; Eurotiomycetes; Eurotiales; Trichocomaceae. The transcript is spliced from 2 exons. Bases 1 to 1554 code for a protein of 517 amino acids.